This is a messenger RNA of Angiostrongylus costaricensis, 195 nucleotides long. The record is from the annotation of a GenBank genome assembly. Lineage: Eukaryota; Metazoa; Nematoda; Chromadorea; Rhabditida; Metastrongylidae.
AUGGCCCCCAAGCAACGCAUGUCUGUUGCUAAUUCACAGUUUAGCAAGAACGUUAGCAAUCGCGGAAAUGUUGCCAAGUCUUUGAAACCCCAGGAGGACAAGUAUCCGGUCGCGCCUUGGCUUAUCGGACUAUUUCUGUUCGUUGUUUGUGGAUCAGCCAUUUUCGAGAUAAUUCAAUACGUGAAAAUGGGAUAG